GCCAUUCAUGUGCACGUGUAGAGUGUGCUCAAGCUCUUGUAACCUCACCCACUGCACAGUUGACGACCGCCGACUGCACGACUGAGUUGGACACUCCGCAUUCUCUGAUGCCAACGCCGAUUACUCGUCCCAGACAGAGGCAGCCCGACUAAACUUGACUGACCUGUUCAGGUCAGCUGUCUCAUCCCUGAAUUUUUUUUCCUCGCCAGAACCGAGAACAUGGCCUCGCGGAAUCGCGAGCGAGGAUCCUACGUCUACGGCGAAAACAGCUCGGAGGCCCUGUCCACGGACCACGAGGCAGCAAGGCAGAGACACGCCACCUUGUAUGAUGCAGUCGCAGGUCGGGUUUCACAAAAGUUCUCAAAGGAUGGUGCCACCAGUGGCAGCCGCAAAACCACCUUGGGUCAACAUCACCUCGGCGACCCUGUUCUGCCCCCCGAAGAGGUCCUGUUCUCCCGCAAGCGCGCCCCGCAGCGUUAUGCCGAGAAGGACAUAUAUUUCGCAAAUGAGUCCCUGCUCGACGGUGGCCGCGACAUCCUUCCCGAUAGCGACAUGGUCAAGGGCAUACAUUGCUACGCGAGUCAUUUCUACGAAGCCCUGGGCCGCUGGUGUGCAAGGGAGCCACGCGGUAGUAUAGGGCGCGUCAACGACCGAAGCAUGGAUGAAACGGCGCUCCUCGCGAUUGGAAUCCUCCUGGAGGAGUCUGCCCGGCAGUCAUUGGGCAGGGACGGUGACCUGGUGCUCACCGAGGGCCUCGAGGACGGUGGCCGGGGCAUCCAGAAGGAGAGCAGCUCUCGCAGAACACAGACUCCUGUUGGAUUCGAGGGCGAGCUGACCUUCUGGAAAAGGCCAUAUGCGAAAAGGAGGAAAAUCAAAGACGAGACAGAUUAGACCUUCUAUGCUAGGCUUCAGGUUAAUGCUGGAAGCCACAUCACCGCAACGUCUGCCCAGGGGACCCCCCGUAAUCCCAAAGGAGAUUACUCAAGAACGCCGGGUCAAUCCCACACCCAAGAUGCCAGUUGUCGCCAUCAGACGAUCGGAAUGAAGAAUGCUUGCUCACAAACUGUUUAUUGAUACAUACGUUCUCACCAAGACCUUCGCUUGCCAGUAGUGAACCUCUACGAAGAUGCAUUGAAA
This is a messenger RNA of Diaporthe batatas, 1137 nucleotides long. RefSeq lists its product as uncharacterized. NCBI's taxonomy places the organism in Eukaryota, Fungi, Ascomycota, Sordariomycetes, Diaporthales, Diaporthaceae. The transcript is spliced from 3 exons. Gene Ontology annotation, molecular function: RNA polymerase I cis-regulatory region sequence-specific DNA binding. Gene Ontology annotation, cellular component: RNA polymerase I upstream activating factor complex. Gene Ontology annotation, biological process: nucleolar large rRNA transcription by RNA polymerase I. The record is from RefSeq and is a predicted model, not a curated record. Bases 220 to 891 code for a protein of 223 amino acids.